Phaedon cochleariae (mustard beetle) is the source of this 3360-nucleotide messenger RNA. The record is from the annotation of a GenBank genome assembly. NCBI's taxonomy places the organism in Eukaryota, Metazoa, Arthropoda, Insecta, Coleoptera, Chrysomelidae.
AUGGCCAUGUACAAAGGAUUUCGUGUUUUUGAGAAAUCAAAACCACCAAGUCCUCACAGUGUUCUCUUGGAACACAGAGGGAAAGAAGAUACCAUCCUGUUUGAAUCUCAGGCAGUGGCAGUAUUAUCUGCACAAGAAACUGAAGCAGUGAAGAAACAAUACACCAAGAUAUUAGAUGCAUAUGGUUGCCUUGGGGUCCUCCAACUAAAUGCAGGAGAAACCUCUGUGUUAUACCUGGUAAUGAUAACUGGUUGUUUCUCUAUUGGAAAGGUUGGAGAUUCUGAGAUAUUUAGAAUAACACAAACCCAAUUUGUACCCUUACAUUUCUCACAAAAUGAAGAUCGCAUUAGUGAAGUCAGAAAAUUGCUGAACUCUGGUACAUUUUAUUUUUCCUGGUACUCUGGUGCACCAGGAGGAACCCCACUUGAUCUCACUUUAUGUGCUCAAAGAAGAAACAAAACAUCUACCACAGAUCACAGGUUUUUCUGGAAUCGAAUGUUACAUGUUCACCUAGUGAGAUUUGGAGUAGACUGUAGCAGCUGGCUUGUGAGAGCUAUGUGUGGUUCUGUAGAGAUACGCACUGUCUAUGUAGGUCAUAGGAAAGCCCUGGCAUCUGUCAUUUCACGUCUCAGCUGUGAAAGAGCAGGAACAAGAUUCAAUGUACGUGGUACAAAUGAUGAAGGUCAUGUAGCUAAUUUUGUGGAGACUGAGCAAGUGAUAUUCUUGGAUAAUGAAGUAACUUCCUACCUACAGACUAGGGGUUCUGUCCCCCUUUUCUGGGAACAGCCUGGAGUACAGGUUGGAUCCCAUAAAGUGAGAAUUUCUAGAGGAUAUGAGGCAUCUAAAUCUGCUUUCAAUAGACACAUGGACACAAUCAAAGAAAGAUAUGGCAAACAAGUUAUCUUGAAUUUACUAGGCACCAGUCUUAUUGGCAAUAAAGAAGGUGAAGCUACACUAAGCCAGGAAUUUCAGAAACAUCAUAAAGAGUCUUCCCACAGUGAUAUAUCACACAUAGUUUUUGAUUAUCAUCAGGAAUGUAGAGGGGGAAGUUCAGCAAAUUUGCAAAAGUUGAAAGCAAAAUUGGAGCAACAGUUGCUAGACUUCUCUUUUUACCAUGCAAGUUGCACAACAAAUUUUAGUUUACAGAAAGGGACUAUCCGCACCAACUGCUUAGAUUGUUUAGAUAGAACAAAUUGUGUACAGACAUUCCUUGGAUUAGAGAUUUUAGCCAAACAGUUGAUUGCAAUGCAAUUAGUUGAUAAAAAACAAACAAUAUCUAGGUUUGAGGAGGUUUUCAAGCAGAUGUGGAUAAACAAUGGAAAUGAAAUUAGCAAAAUUUAUGCUGGUACUGGAGCUAUACAGGGUGGUUCAAAAUUGAUGGAUGGUGCAAGAUCUGCUGCAAGAACAAUACAGAAUAAUUUGUUAGAUAAUUCCAAACAGGAGGCAAUUGAUAUUCUCUUAUUAGGUUCCACUCUCUCUACAGAGUUAGCUGAUAGAGCUAGGACACUUCUUCCAUACAAUACCCUACAUGCUCCAAAUCAUGUUCUUCGAGAAAUGUGUAGACGUCACAUGGAAUACACUGAACCACUCCCUGUUCGUGUAGCAGUAGGUACUUACAAUGUGAACGGUGGAAAGCACUUCCGAAGUGUUGUCUUUAAAGAAAUCCAACUCUCGGACUGGCUCCUAGACCCACACACCAAAAACAAGGGAAGUCUAGUAGAUACAGGUUAUACUGAUGAGCACAAAUCCAUACCUGUAGACAUCUACGCUAUCGGAUUCGAAGAGAUAGUCGAUCUUAAUGCUGCAAACAUCAUGAACUCAAGCACAGAGAAUGCUAAAGCUUGGGCCAUAGAGCUGCAAAAAGUAUUAUCGAGAGACAGGCCUUACGUUUUGCUUACUUAUCAACAGCUGGUGGGGGUCUGUGUGUAUGUCUAUGUGAGGCCAGAGCAUGUUCCAUUCAUCAAGGAUGUGGCAGUGGAUUCUGUCAAAACAGGAAUGGGAGGACAUACAGGGAAUAAAGGCGCCGCUGCUAUACGGCUAGUAUUCCACGCCACAUCCAUAGCAUUCGUGUGUGCCCAUUUUGCUGCCGGCCAAUCUCAAGUAACCGAAAGAAACGCGGAUUAUAACGAGAUAACCAGAAAAAUAGCCUUCCCCAUGAGCCGCUCUCUCAACUCGCACGAAUAUCUCUUCUGGUGUGGCGAUUUCAACUACAGAAUCGACAUGGACAAAGAAGAAAUCAAAGAGCUAGUAAGGCAAGGCGACUUCGAGACUAUCCUGCAACAGGACCAGCUGAAGAAGCAGCAGGCAGAAGGCAACGUGUUCAAGAUGUUCAUCGAAGGUGACAUCACAUUCCCUCCUACUUACAAGUACGACUUGUUCAGUGAUGACUAUGAUACCAGCGAGAAAUGUCGCGCUCCCGCUUGGACAGAUAGAGUGCUUUGGAAGAGACGCAACCAGUCUCCCGAGCUGAACGGGACCGGUCAAGAGUCCCCUGGGAAGCUUGUUUUUUACGGAAGGGCCGAGCUCAAGCAAAGCGAUCACAGGCCGGUCAUAGCCAUCAUUGAUAUCGAAACAAGAACUAUUAGGGAAGAUAAACGCGAGCAGGUGUUUUAUGAAGUCAUAGCAGAUAUGGGCCCUCCUGAUGCUACUUUGAUCGUGCAUUGUGAGGAGACGGCUCAAAACGAAGAUUCCAGCUUGUUCGAUGAUAAUUUGGUCAUGGUGCUUCUCGAAGAUUUUGCUCAAUUUGGAGAGACUAUCUUGGUUAGGUUCGUUGCUGAUACUAUGUGGAUUACCUUUAGGGAUGGACAGGCUGUCUUGGAAGCAAUGAAGAAAACUAAUGGAUUAUUGAAGUUUCAAGAUCAUGAUUUCACCCUUUCUCUCAAAACCCCGAAUUGGGUAGAACAAGCCAAAGAAGAAAUUGGUUUGUGUUCCAGCAAUACAGUUCCUCUGUAUAGUUCACCAAAUCAAUCUGAUUAUAACUGCCUAGGCAUCCCAGAAGUGCCUAGACCGCCCCGCCCCUUGCCGCCUGGCAGACCGCCCCCGCCCACCGCUAAGCCCACCCCGCCACCCUCUCCUCGCCGCGCCAUGCCCAAGGCGGGCGUCAUCAGCAUGCCGAUCAAGUCGCCGCCUCCGCCUUCCUCGGCCCCGCCCACUUUACCGCCCCCCGACCUUCCCGCCCAGGACGAGGGCGUGUACGAGGAGAUAGGCGACGACUCGCCGGGCGGGCCCGAGCCGCAGGGACCGCCUCCUCCGCCGCCAAGGGCGGAGGCGGGGAGUCCGCCCACUGGGACGCGGGGUCCGCCCCCUGUGCCGGCACGCUCGGCCCCGCCCCCUCCUUUGCCAGCCAGGCCCAGGCAGUGA